AUGCCGUUAGUUCGCCAAGGCGAUUAUGUGGCUGUAUCGAUUGGCUAUCGCCUGACCGAUGAAGCCAGCUGGCCGUCGCAAAUUCAUGACUGUCAGGCCGGGCUACGUUGGGUCAAAGCCAAUGCCGAAAAGUACAAUUGGGAUCCUGAAAAGAUCGUUGUCUGGGGCAGCUCCGCCGGUGGUCAUCUUGUGGCAAUGCUGGGCGUUUCGGCCGACGUGAAAGAAUUAGACGGAAAGCUUGGCCCUCAUGCUGAUCAAGAUCUUACGGUUGCCGGAGUGGUCGAUUUCUUUGGCCCUGCGAACAUGUUAACGAUGGGAGAACCGGUCGGGUUCGAGCGUCACGACAGCCCUGAUUCGCCGGAAAGUAAACUGCUCGGCGGACCUGCGAAAGAGAACGUUGACGUAGCGAAGUCGGCAUCGCCGCAGAUGCAUGUCUCGAAGGAAGACGCUCCAUUUUUGAUUCUGCACGGAACUGAAGACGCCACGGUUCCGUUUCAGCAAUCGGUCAACUUCCACGAGGCACUUCAAAAAGCUGGCGUCGAUUCGACCUUUGUGCAUGUCAAAGGGGGAGGACAUGGUUUCGGCGGUCAGGAAAUCAAUGAACGUGUCGAAGCGUUCCUUGCGAAGACACUUCUCGGCGAAGACGUCGAAGUGAGUGACAAGCCGAUUGAA
Molecule: messenger RNA, 672 nt
Organism: Symbiodinium sp. CCMP2456
Lineage: Eukaryota; Dinophyceae; Suessiales; Symbiodiniaceae
Source: the annotation of a GenBank genome assembly